Molecule: messenger RNA, 945 nt
Organism: Paramacrobiotus metropolitanus
Lineage: Eukaryota; Metazoa; Tardigrada; Eutardigrada; Parachela; Macrobiotidae
Exons: 3
Coding region: 56-805 (249 amino acids)
Source: RefSeq, a predicted model, not a curated record
GUAGCAAGCAUGUUUGGCCAUACGCUGCUAAUACACGCGACAGACUACCGCUACCAUGGCCCGUAUUGGAUGCAUGCUGUUGGGUGCCGUUCUGAUUGGCACGGUGGCUGGACAGUGUCCUACUGUGCCGAUUAACUUCCCGGCGAAGCCCCUGGAUACCCAACGGGCAGUUGGACUGUGGUAUGAAUACCAUCAUCAAGACAAUUACCCGUAUACACCUUACAAUGCGGCCAACGAUCCCACCGAUUACAAUCUGAGCCUGAAUGCCACCAUUAUUGGAGCGUUUCCGUCGCCAUCCGGGGGCCCAAUUUCCUACUAUUCCACCUGGCUGUAUAGCAGCCUGGAUGCCACGACAUCGGCAUGCAACGGCAUGUGGCAACAGGGGAAUUUCACAUCCGACGGCCGACGACAGGUUAUGUUCCAGUUCGCCACCACUCCUGGCAUGGAUGCAAUCACCAAUGUCACCUACGUGAACCUCUUCACCGACUACAACCUCGUCCAGGUUCUGUACCGGUGCAAUAAGCCCAACGCCGACGGGAAGAAGUGCGACGAGCCCUACACUUGGGUACACACCCGCGUUAAACCCCCGUUGCUGACUACUUUUCAAAAGCAGUACAUUGAAGCCGUCGCCAACUAUUACAUCACACCCAUCGCCUGCGGGCAGUACAAAUUCGCCGACAUGAUGCCGAGCAAAUGGGACCUCACCAAGACCACGCCCUGCAACGCCGCACUGGACCAACCGCCCAUGUCCGCAGCGUUCAAGGCGCUGUUCCCUAAGGGGCAGACGUUUUUCCCCAGCAGCUAGAGAAAAAUGGGAUAACAGCCAAUCUGUUCGGCUUUGUUAACUGACAUGCACAGAUGAUGAGAAACAUAACUGGAAACCAAAAUUGGCUAAAAUAAAACAUCAGGCCACAGUAUCGCUUUGUGAUACUACGGUACAUUCUA